Trichobilharzia szidati is the source of this 2663-nucleotide messenger RNA. NCBI's taxonomy places the organism in Eukaryota, Metazoa, Platyhelminthes, Trematoda, Strigeidida, Schistosomatidae. The record is from the annotation of a GenBank genome assembly.
UUAUCAACGACUCGCCGCUCUAUGUGAAUUUUCUAGGAAAGAUAAAUGAUCACGUUAUCUUCGAGAAUGACAGAAGCUUUGCCAUCUGUCCGUAAUCCUCCUGAGUUUGGCAAUGCUCACUGUGACCGUAGCACAUUUGUUACGGUUACAGCUGAAAAUACCUUUGAUAUUUCAAGAGUUCUGAAAUUAAUUUCUGAUCCUCAUACAGAUUUCAUGUAUGAGAGGCACAAAAUCGCUUUAAGAAACCUAAGAAAUGCGAACAUUUUCGGAAUAAAAAUACGUGAUCUUAUACAUUACUGUAAUAUUUUAAAUAUCUGUGCAAAACGAGUUACACAUUUAUCGGACGUUUAUCAUCACAGUUUAAUUGAAUUGAUAAAGUUAUGUGGCAAUCCAUUUUUAAAAAGCUUAAGUUCAGAUGAAGUGAACUACUUCAGUGUAGCUGUCGAUUUCAUGAAUCAUUUCGGAUACCUUUUACGUGUAAAGAAUGAAGAGAUUUCUUUGGCUGUUUGUCAUGCUUUGGAGAAAUUUUAUUUCAUGAAAGACGCUUUAAAUCAAAUACCUGAAGAACUCAAGGAACGACAAACUUCUAAGAAAUUCAAUCAAAAUGUCGUAUGUCAUAGUGAUAUUAUUGAAGCAUUAUUAUUGAGUUAUCGCGAAAUCAGUGAAACGAACGAAUUGUCUUUAGCUAUCAUUAAAUUAAUAGAGAGGCUGACAAAAUAUUCAGAAAUGAAUUCAAACAAAAUCAUUUUGAAAUCAGGCGCGAAAAUUAUCUGUGACCAUAUAAAUUUACCAAUAUCAUCGAAUGAUUUACUUUCUUAUAGUAUAUCUACUUUAUGGAAUUUAAUUGAUAGUAUAACUGAUGAAAGUGUUAAAAUUGAGUGGAUGAAACAGAUAGGAAAUGAAGACUGCCUAAUAAAACUUCGAGAUAUCUUCUUCACAUUGUUGGCACAAAGUCAUUCGAAAUUCUGUCGUAAUCUACGCAAUGAUGUGUUAACAAUAAUUUUAUUAAUUAUAAAAUAUGCAAAUGUCUAUGGACAGUUGAAACAAAUUCGUAUAGUAGAAACUGGUCUAGUGAAACGAUUGGUGAAUUUGUUAACAUUUGAUGAAUUUCGAUGCAUGAAUCCAUUAUUUAAAAAUUUAAAAUUAUUACCGAAUGAUGAAAAUUUCGAUAUGAAAAAGUUGAUUAUUUCAAUACUUGUGGAGAUAUCAAAUGAUCCAGUUGCAGUUUACGUAAUGUCUGACGCAGGUCUUAUCAAAGGCCUAUUUCAAUGGAUAUGUCCAGUGAUACAAACGAAUUCAGGAUAUCUAGGCGAUGAGCAGAGACAAGGCUUACGUAGUUCUACAAUUUUUAGUGAAUAUUACAAUUUGGGCAAAUGUAAUGUACAGUCGCAAAGUCAACUUACAAUGAAAAAUGAACAAGAUCCAUCAGAAGAUGAAGAAGGAAAAGCAGCCACUGUUGAUAAAAAUUCAAAGCUGAAAACAACUCAGACAAAUUUAUGCAAUGAACAAACUGAUCGUGAUCAUGGUGAUCACGGGGAUGAGGAUGAUGAUGGAAACACUUUUACGAAAGAUGAAAAACGACAAAAUCUUGAUGUGAUAAGUAAAUGGCCACAAGCUUAUUUAGAAGAAUUGCAUUUAUAUAUGCUUGAUGCAUUGGCUACAUUAGCACCACGUUUGCUGAGCGAUUGUUUAACUUAUGGUAUCCCACCAAGGCUGUUGUUAUUAUUACAAUGGUGUACUAGUUCAGAACCAUUUCUUGGACAAGGGAAUAGUUUUCAUGGUGUUGGUGGUAGAAAUAGCAAGAGAGCACAAUUGCGUUAUUCUUUACGUUUGAUACGCAGUCUUGUCGAGACAAAUGAUGAACGUAUUAUCUUGGAUUUUGUCUGUCAUGGUUUAAUUCAAUUUUUAAUACCAUUAAUCUGUCCAAUUUCAUUAAGACUGAAAUCGGAACGACCUCAUGAUGAAUUAUUGAAAUUUGGCGGUGAAACAUUAAGAGAAAGGCGUCGUUUACAAGAUGAACGAAAUAUUGCACUGACAAACUCAAAAGACUUAGUGGACGAUGAACAACAAGAAGAAGAAGAUAUUGUUGGAUUAGAGAUGCAGUGUGAUUUACUCUUGAUCUUAGCUAAAUUAUGUGAUCUUGAUGCUGAAAGGAAACAAAUGAUUGGUACAGACGGCGUCGAUGCUAUCAUCCAACUGCUUAAACAAACUUCAAAGAGAUUAGCAACAAUUGAAUCUGUUCAAUAUCGUUUAUUAACUCAGUCAACGCCUAUUCAGGCAACAUCGACAUCAUCAUCGUCAUCUCUGUCAUCAAUGCAUUCAAUUAUAUUAUAUCGUGAACCUUUGUUUAAAUUAGCAUAUGCUUUGACUGAAGCUGUAUGGUCUUGUAUAAUCGGUUCAAAUGAUUGUGAAGAUUAUUUCUUGAUGAAAAAUGGUGCAACAUAUCUACUCAAUUUAUUAGAGUGGUAUCCAAUUGAAUCGGUCAACUAUCUAUUGGGUUGUUUAGUCGAUUUAACUGAGAAUUCUAAAUGUCUACCAUAUUUAUCCAGUUGGUCUGGUAUUCGUCCUUUAAAUGAGACCAUUGAUGACGAUAAUACUACGAGACAGUCAAGUUCAACUUGACCAUUUCCAUACUCUGAGUCAUACUGAUGCCAGUCCAUUGA